This is a messenger RNA of Staurois parvus, 246 nucleotides long. NCBI's taxonomy places the organism in Eukaryota, Metazoa, Chordata, Amphibia, Anura, Ranidae. The record is from the annotation of a GenBank genome assembly.
AUGUGUGUUCUGAAUGUGAUAAAGCUUUUACACAGAAGUCAAAUCUUAUCACACACCAGAGGAUUCACACUGGAGAGAAGUCAUAUCAGUGUUCUGAAUGUGAUAAAGCUUUUACACAGAAGUCAAAUCUUAUCACACACCAGAGGAUUCACACUGGAGAGAAGUCAUAUCAGUGUUCUGAAUGUGAUAAAGCUUUUACACAGAAGUCACAUCUUAUCACACACCAAGAUUCACAUCAUAUCAUGA